UUUCUUACGACGUAUUUCCACAAAGAAAUACUGCAAAUUUAAGUGAGGACAAUUUUUCAACCUCAACUUUAAAUGAAGAAAACGCUUCAGCUGAAACGUUAAGUGAAGACAAUGCUUCGGAUACAUCAAAUGAAGUUAAUGCAAAUUUAGGUGAAGGCCAUAUCUAUACUUCAAGUCGCAACAAUAUAUUUUUAAGUAGAAGUGCUGUAACUUUAAGCGGAAACAAUACUUCUACGACUUUAAGUAGAUUCUCUGCUACGAAUUUAAGAGUUAGUAAUAUUUAG
Molecule: messenger RNA, 284 nt
Organism: Racocetra fulgida
Lineage: Eukaryota; Fungi; Glomeromycota; Glomeromycetes; Diversisporales; Gigasporaceae
Source: the annotation of a GenBank genome assembly